Cryptomeria japonica (Japanese cedar) is the source of this 2333-nucleotide messenger RNA. RefSeq lists its product as uncharacterized. Gene Ontology annotation, cellular component: membrane; Golgi apparatus. The record is from RefSeq and is a predicted model, not a curated record. The transcript is spliced from 5 exons. Lineage: Eukaryota; Viridiplantae; Streptophyta; Pinopsida; Cupressales; Cupressaceae. The coding region runs from base 191 to 1750 and encodes 519 amino acids. Gene Ontology annotation, biological process: transport.
GACAAGUGCGUGAAACAUUUUUGUAUGAAAAAUCUGAAUACGCCAGUCCCGUGGACCCAUGUUUUUUAUUAAUCUUUAUUUGGUGUUGGAUGGGACUGGCAACAUACUCCUUAAAACGAUGAUCCUUUACUUUGGGUGAGGGUAGGUCUUAAUUCAUUUGCGUUGGAGAUCAGCAUUCCUCUUCCUUCUCAUGGCUUCGACAUGGAUGUUUUUGGUGGCCUCAAUGGUGUUCUUGAUUGUGGGUGUGGGCGUCGAAGGUUCAGUCCAUGAAUACAAACACGCCACUUUCAGGGAGAAUGGAAAUGCAUAUCUUUUCUACGGAGGAAGUGAGGGCAUCCUUGCUUCCACGGCUGAUUCCGAUAAUCAGAAAUCUGGAUCCGUUAACAAUGGCAAAUCUUAUAUUAAGUUUGAAAACAUUACCUUGCGGCGAACACAGAAAGCUGCUUCCAUGCAUAAUGGUAUGGAACACAGCACUGGACUGGUCCAGGCUGUCAUCUUUGAGGCAUCUGACCGAGAUAAUAUUGGUGGUUCCGCAUAUGGCGGCCUGAAGGCCAUCUGCUGCACUCCAGACCUGGCUAAGAUGGAAGGCUGCAAACAAGGUGAGGUUAUCAGACGUCCAUCUGCUGGAGAUCCCAAUUGGCCCAAAUUGCUAAACAUUGAGUUUAGUGGAGAUGAAAUUUCCACCACAUUUUCACCACAUUCAGUUAAAAUUACAAAGACAGGAAUGUAUAACCUGUAUUUUAUUUUUUGUGAACCAACUCUGAAGGGUUUAGUGAUGGAGGGCAGAACAAUUUGGAAAAACCCUUCAGGUUAUCUACCAGGCAGGAUGGCACCUCUCAUGACAUUUUAUGGUUUCAUGUCUCUUGCAUACUUAAUGCUUGGACUUGUUUGGUUUUCUCAGUACAUUAGAUUUUGGAAGGAUAUUCUGCAGCUGCAAAAUUGCAUUACCCUAGUUAUUGCCUUGGGUAUGUUUGAAAUGACAUUGUGGUACUUUGAGUAUGCAAAUUUUAAUGCAACAGGAAUUAGGCCCAUGGGAAUCACCUUCUGGGCAGUUACAUUUGGGGCAGUGAGAAAAACCGUAGCCCGUCUUCUCAUUUUGGUCGUGUCAAUGGGUUAUGGUGUAGUUAGGCCUACACUUGGUGGGCUUACCUCUAAGGUGAUUCUUCUUGGUGCAACAUAUUUUGUGGCUUCUGAAUUGCUUGAUGUGGUGGAGAAUGUUGGGACAAUUGAUGAUCUGGCAGGGAAAGCAAGAUUGUUUCUUGUCCUUCCGGUUGCUAUCUUGGAUGCAUUUUUGAUCCUCUGGGUUUUUACUUCUCUUUCCAAAACAUUAGAGAAGCUACAGGCGAGGAAGCGAGUAGCUAAAUUGGAAAUUUAUAGGAAAUUUACAAAUGCAUUGGCAGUGGCAGUAAUUGUCUCUGUAGCUUGGAUUGGAUAUGAGCUUUAUUUUAAGGCAACAGAUCCUUUCAGUGAGCAUUGGCAAAGUGCUUGGGUGAUUAGUGCUUUUUGGCACCUACUUUCUUUUGGUCUGCUUUGUGUCCUCUGCAUUCUUUGGGCUCCAUCUCAAAAUUCAAUGCGGUAUGCUUACUCAGAAGAAGCUGGAGAAGAUUUUGAUGAGGAGGAAGCCUUGGCUUUGACAACAGCAGUAUCGGUUGUAGAUGCUGACAUAAAACAAGACAAGAAAGAAAGAAAGGCAGUCAACACAGAUGUUUUCAGCUUGGAUGAUGACACGGAAGAGGACAAAAGGGAAUGAAUUGUAUCAUGAUUUAGCAACAUCUUAUGUGGAUCUAUGUAUCCGGGGCAAUAUUUUGUAGGAUUCCUUGAUUAUAUUGGAGUUCUUGCAGCUGGUUUUAGUUAGUAACCGACGUGUUUGAUUGCCCUAACAUUAGGUUUGAAAUUGUACCAUUUAUUUAUAGAGAAUUUUAUAUUUGUCAGCAAAGGAUGCACCAUGUAAUUCAAUUCUUGUGAAACUAGUUGGCAUCGUUUUUUUUUUUUUGGAAGAAACUGCAUUAUUUUAUGUUUUUUAGAGGGUCUUCUUCAAAAUUUCAGCGGGGCAAUGGAAAGUGAAAUUGCCAGACAGUUUUAGCCAUUGGGUACAAUUUUGGGGUCUUUUGUGAAGAAAGGCUGAGAGCAGAGGUGUACCGGUUCCUGGAACACAUUGCUUUUGACAUGCAUCUAAGAGGAAUGCUCAAUAACAGUAAGGUGCAAGGAAGGUAUACUACCUGCUACAUGGUCAAUGACUUUAAGUGUAAAAACAUAUCCAUAUAGAUGUAGUCUUGGAUUUAUAGCUUCUGAGACUUAUUGCUUGAAGUGAAUAUAAAUUCCCUUAAAAGUAA